Schistosoma turkestanicum is the source of this 1680-nucleotide messenger RNA. The record is from the annotation of a GenBank genome assembly. NCBI's taxonomy places the organism in Eukaryota, Metazoa, Platyhelminthes, Trematoda, Strigeidida, Schistosomatidae.
AUGAAUUGGAUCACCACAUCAGACUACUACAGUAAUGAACAAAUUCGGUCAAAAUUAUUUACCGAAAAUAAUAUUAAUUACUCUGCUUCAUAUACUCUAUCACAGAUGAAGUAUGCUGAGAAAACCAUGCAUCCCUAUCCAAAGAAAAUGAUUCAAACUGAUGCUAAAAAAUAUUUGCCAUAUCAAAAUCAGGAAAAUAUUAAUUCAAAAAGUCAAGAAUCUGAAGCGAAUUGUACACUGUUAAAUCAUUUAUACAGUAAUGACAAUGAUCUAACAGAAUAUCACGGUGAGAAAUAUCCGCAUUAUUAUUCAUCACCAACGACCUAUCUAACAGAAUCGACAAAUUGUCAAUCAGUGCACAAUGCACCUGCAGACAAACACUGGGAUUCGUGUUAUUUGUGUGAUAAUAAUAAUAAUAAUAAUAAUAAUAUUAAUAGUUUUCAUAAUGAAACUCAUAAUUACACAAAUAUUUCCGAUGAUUAUACACAUCGAAAAACGAUGUCCGAUUAUUUGAAAUAUGAUCAGUCACUUAUAAAUUAUCACCAAUAUUCUAUGUCAAAUAAUCUUUAUGAUAAAACCCCUGUUCAAAUGUUGUAUAAACAUGAAGAAAUUCCAGAUCAAUUGUAUUCUACAAAGUAUAAUGAUGAUAAUAAUAAUAUUGAAGAUGUACAACAGACAAGUACCGAGAUAAAUAAAGAAAUGUUUAAUCUAGUUGGAACAAAAACUUUCAUAUGUCGAUGGAAGUCAUGUCGUUUGACAUUUACAGAUCAUAAAUCAUUUGUAAAUCAUAUUGAAUCGUCGCAUGUUACUGCACAUUUAUCAAAUAAAGAAUAUUAUUGUUAUUGGGAAGGUUGUCGACGUCAAUUCAAGCCAUUUAAUGCACGUUAUAAAUUAAUUGUUCAUUUACGUAUUCACAAUGGUGAUCGACCAAAUAAGUGUACAUAUCCUGGUUGUUUCAAAUCAUUUUCUCGUUUGGAAAAUUUAAAAAUUCAUAUACGUUCACAUACUGGUGAAAGACCAUUUCUUUGUCAACAAGAUGGUUGUGAUCGUACAUUUUCAAAUAGUUCCGACAGAGCAAAACAUCAACGAACACAUAUACAUAUUAAACCGUAUGCAUGUAAAAUAUUUGGUUGUACCAAACGUUAUACAGAUCCAAGUUCUUUACGAAAACACUCAAAGUCACAUUCAAUUUUCGAAAUCAGUCAGUUAGACAAACAUUCAAUUGUGGGAGAAUGUAAAUUAAACAAAGACGUACCACUGACAUUUUCCAAUCAAUCCAAUAUUCCCACAGAAAAUCAAGUCGAUAAAUCAAGAAUAUUCCAUGGAGAAGGAAAUUAUUCACGAAAUUAUGACACAGAAAACAAUACUGAUUUAUAUAGUAUUUAUGGGUCAUAUGAUGACACUCCAACUGCUUAUUGUGUUCAGAAUAAUACACAUGUGUCCAACAGGAACUUGACAGAUAUUCAAUCUAGUAAAUUGACAAAAAUAACUGAUGAUUUUCCCUGUUCAUAUAUUUCAUCCCAUCAGUCUACUGUUGAUGUAACUUCUCAGUUUCAAUGGAAUUCUUGUUUUGAUCAAUUAAAUUCAUGUGAAAUUGAUCAUACGCCCAGAUUACAACAUUAUUUAAAUGAAUCUUCAACAUUCACUCAUCAUCAUCAUCAGCACACUGAACGAUGUUGA